Molecule: messenger RNA, 533 nt
Organism: Bactrocera latifrons
Lineage: Eukaryota; Metazoa; Arthropoda; Insecta; Diptera; Tephritidae
Exons: 3
Coding region: 20-415 (131 amino acids)
Source: RefSeq, a predicted model, not a curated record
UUAGUGCUACCGUGUUGAUAUGGCAAUCGGACAGAAAAUACUGCUGCUGAUUUCGCUCUCUCUACUAAUAGCAUUUUAUGACAAUCUACUUUGCUUUGCCGAAAUUUCUUAUCACACCUGCAAAGUGCGCGCGAAUAUAGGAAAAAUGGAUAUAGAAGAUUUUGAAAAGAAACGUCCUGCGCGAAGCACAAACGCAGAAUGCUUUCGGAUUUGCUACGCUUUGAUGACGAAAACGAGGUACUACACUAGAACCUGUCUGGGUGGCACUACGAAUUAUUCUCGCUGGUUCACCGUAUUUGAAUGUCCGCAAAAAAUUAGAAAUCCUGUUUUGAUCGCAGAUGGCAUCAUUCCCGAUGAAUUCACAACCAAAAGGCCAACUGAUCUCUGUCCUGGCUGGAAAUAUCCUGCCGAUUAGAAUGAUGUUUACUGUGUAUAGUGAAAAUAAAAUUAUAUAAUUAUCAUCUUUCAGACGGUUAAGAAGGUGGCAUUCUCGGCUCCAUUUUUGACAGCGACAUUAAAUUUAUUUGCCGCAU